AUGGGUGUUUGGGAAGAGGAUUGUUGGAGGUGGGUGAUUAAUACAGGCAUGGCAGUGUUGAGUCAUGCAGCUGCGAAUGAAAAGAGAGAGUUGUUGGAGAUUUUGGAGGGUUGCACUCUCAUUAGAGGAAUGCGAGAUUCGGUGGUAUGGUCUAUGGGGGGAUCAGGUGUGUUUUCGGUAAACUCUUUGUACUUGGAGCUGUUAAAGGUAGAAGAGGCGGUUUCGGAGGAUGUUGACACCUUGGAGGCCUUAAGGAUGGUUUGGAAGGCAAGGGUUCCUUCUAAAGUUAAAAUUUUUGCAUGGCGCAUGUUACUUAACAGAUUGCGAACAAGGGAGCUGUUGGUUGACUUAGGAAUUGUGCAGGAGGAUACUGAGAGAGUGUGUGUAUUCUGUUUGAUGCAUUUGGAGGAGAGGAACCACUUAUUCCUUUCUUGUUCUAUGAUCACAAAGGUUUGGGAUUUGGUGUACCAAUGGUUGGGGAUUAGUUGUCCUCUACGCAAUGAUUGUGCUCCACACUUUGCUGGUUUGUUGUAUAAGUUGCAGGGUCUUUGCAACGUAAACAGAGUUACAGUAUUCUGGCUCGCUACCUGUUGGUGCUUAUGGAAUCAGAGGAACGAUAUUAUUUUUAAGAAUGGUAUUCUGGACGUAGGCGAAGUUGCCGACAAGAUAAAAUUGUAUACUUGGUGGUGGUUGGGGACCGGUUCGAAGAAGAAAGUCAUAUGUAACUGA
Molecule: messenger RNA, 729 nt
Organism: Vicia villosa (hairy vetch)
Lineage: Eukaryota; Viridiplantae; Streptophyta; Magnoliopsida; Fabales; Fabaceae
Exons: 1
Coding region: 1-729 (242 amino acids)
Source: RefSeq, a predicted model, not a curated record